AUGUCAUUUCCACCAUGGCCUUCCGAUGUUGACUGCGGACAAGCUAGUCCUCUAUCCGGUUUUACGAAACAUUUUUCGCAAGACAGAUCUCUACAACAGGAUAGAUUUUCUUCUGAACAGCUCGGUGAAGGUUCUUCUAAAAGGGGUUUUAGGUCACGCACGAAUAUUGGAUUGAAAGAUAAUGAAUAUGCGCAGAGAUUUUUCCAAGAAGCAUCUCACGCACAAGAUGUAUAUAAUUUUGAUCAGUUUGGGAACGAACUCGAAGCAAUUAGACCUAAUGUGCAAAGUGGUGGAAGUUGGGUUGCGGAAUUUUCAAAACGUCAUGAUUCUUCACAAAAAAAUUUUGUUAGAUCAGGCAACUGGACACGCGAAUAUGCGAAAUUUGAUCAGCCACUAACAAGUCUUAAUGAUUUGCGUCCAGAUGAGGUUACUGCUUUUGAGAAGGCCUUUCGUAAUGUAAAUAAAGAUGUAAAUUGGGAAACGGAAUUUAAUGCACAGGAGAAAUCAUGGGAAUCUGAAUUUAAUACUCAAGAAGGGUCAUGGGAAUCCGAAUUUAAUGCACAAGAGAAACAGGAAAAUAUUAAUUCGGAAAUAGGCACUUCGAAAGACGAAUUAUCAAAGAAUGCAGGCAAAAUUAUUGAAUUGGUUGCUAAUGAAACUAAUCCGAAAUUCAAGAAUUCGAUGUUUAUGAGUUUUAUGAGGAAAUUGCGAGAUCAUGAGGUUCACAUAGAAGGGAACAAAGUUGUGGAACAAAAAAGUCCGGUUUCCAAGGUUGACUGGGCUCGCGAGUUUGAAACUCAACACAAAGAUAACUGGGCAUCUGAAUUCAAAGGUCAUCAAGUGAAUGCGGCUAGCGAUUGGUCUCAAGAGUUCAUUACAGAUCACAACAGCGAAAGAUCAUUUGAUAUUUAUGACAAUCAGGUAAAUCACACGUCAUCACAGAAUUUUGAGCCGACUCCGACUGCAAAUAUUAAAAAUUGGAAAGAUUGGGCUUCAGAAUUUCAACAGUCGUUAUCGGAAGAUACUGCUGCAAAGGAUUUAGAAAAUUUGAUCAAUGGUACUGCGGACUCGUCCUGGGGAGAAGAAUUUGAUAAAGAUUGGAACGAAUAUCAACCUUAUAGCAUGGGUUAUAAAACAAGUUACAAUUAUAAAUUCCGGCUAAACAAUCCAUAUUUAAGUCGUUCUAAAUCCUUGCAUGAAAUUACUGUACCAAAUCAAGAGAUUCAAGAUUCUAUACUAGCUUUGGAAGCAACCGUACAAUUAGACUCGAAUAACGCGGGUUCCUGGCACCAAUUAGGAAUUAAGCAGCAAGAGAAUGAACAAGAUUCUCAAGCAAUUGCUGCUCUGCGUAGGUCUGUUGAACUGAAUCCUAAUAUUUUAGACGCAUGGAUUUCGUUGGCUGUUUCAUAUACAAAUGAAUACCUCCAUGAUGAUGCAUAUAACAGUUUAGAAUCCUGGUUAGAUAAUCAUACGAAAUAUAAACAUGUUUUAGAAAAUAAUCGGACAAAUAGACUAACUUCCGAUCGUCACAAAUACUUAUCGGACGUACUGAUGCAAGUAGCGAGAUCGAAUCCUGGAGAAAACCUGGAUCCAGAUGUUCAAAUUGCGCUAGGAAUUUUGUAUAACAUUUCGGGAGAAUACAGUAAAGCUGUGGAUUGUUUUCAAAGCGCACUUUACAAAAGACCAAAUGAUCAUCUUCUUUGGAAUAAGCUCGGAGCGACAUUAGCCAAUGUCGGAAAGCCCAACGAUGCAUUGAACGCAUAUUCUAAAGCCCUUAGCAUAAAUCCUUAUUUUGUGAGAGCUCAUUUUAAUAUUGCUUGUGCCCUCAUUAACAUGGAUAGAAACUUAGAGGCUGCUCAACAUUUGCUUGUUGCAUUGUCGUUACAAACCGAUAAAAAUGACUAUGUUCAGGACACGAACUCUAUUUCUAGUAUGAGUUCAAACAUUUGGAAAACUUUAAAAAAUUGUUGUGAAAAUAUGGAUAGGCAAGAUUUAGUUUUAAAAUGCGAAAUAAGGGAUUUAGAUAGUUUUAAAUCUGAAUUCGAUCUUUAA
This is a messenger RNA of Acaulospora morrowiae, 2052 nucleotides long. The record is from the annotation of a GenBank genome assembly. Lineage: Eukaryota; Fungi; Glomeromycota; Glomeromycetes; Diversisporales; Acaulosporaceae.